GCCACCCUCAUGGUCACCGUCACCGGCCUCAGCCUCUUCCCAAACUCCACCAUCACUGAGCUGCUCCUGGUCGAUGAUUGGGGCGUCGUGUUGGUGAACGGAACCUUCUGGAACAUGGCAGCGUCGGCUGAGAGCUACCUGGUGGAUAUUGCGGAGAUCCCGAAGGAGCAGUUCUUUGUGUUAUUGCGAGGACAGGACGGAACGGGCGCUGUGUUCCAAAGGCUGUCACCCACAAUGAUCUCCAGCUCCUCCUUGAAAAUUACGGCCCAGGACCAGGAGGUUGUGAGAUCUGGAGAGGAAUUUAAUGUAACAUUCACCCUGAGGUUGGAUGGACCACCAUCAACGUAUAACCUGACAGUGAGGGACGACCACAAGUUCACACAUGGGAUCAGGAACUCCAGGGUGACUGUCGGGGGGAAUGUGACGGUUGAUGGUAUGGCCCAUUUCUUUGUCCCAAACGGAACAAGACCAGGAACCAGCAUCACCAUCACCAUCGAAGCCUUAUCUCCAGAUACUGGAGACUUCAACUAUGAAAUGAUGCAGCUCACUGUGAUGGAGCAGGUUGUGGACCUCAUUUCCCCGAACUGCACCAUUACCCACUUGGUCAAACCCUGCCCCUUUCACCCUGGCACCAAUUGCAGUGCAGAGACCUGGCAGCUGGGGGCACUCCUGUCUGACUUGGGGACGGGUAUCGUCAGGGUUUACAGUCGCCUCGGCAACGGCACCUUGGAGACCCGCGAGGUGGAGAUGAACAUGACCGCGGCCAAUUACAGCGCCUCCUGCUGUUUCCCAGAGGUGGAGCUGAUCGCUGUUGAUGGAGCUGGGAAUGUUGGGAAGUGUUCGGUCGGGGUAGGGCUACCCAGUCCCCCCCAGACAUCCCCCACCCCCCAGACGUCUCCUUCCCCCCAGACAUCUCCCAAACCCAGACGUCUCCCACCCUCCAGACGUCUCCCACCAUCCAGACGUCUCCCACCCUCCAGACGUCUCCCACCCUUCAGACGUCUCCCACCCUUCAGACGUCUCCCAGCCCCCAGAAUUCUCCCAGAUUCAGCUCCCUCCCCCGCUUCCUCCGAACCCCGCAAAACCUCCGGCGCAGACUCCUCCUAA
This is a messenger RNA of Rhincodon typus (whale shark), 1107 nucleotides long. RefSeq lists its product as uncharacterized. The record is from RefSeq and is a predicted model, not a curated record. Lineage: Eukaryota; Metazoa; Chordata; Chondrichthyes; Orectolobiformes; Rhincodontidae. The transcript has 5 exons. Bases 10 to 1107 code for a protein of 365 amino acids.